This is a messenger RNA of Theobroma cacao (cacao), 597 nucleotides long. The record is from RefSeq and is a predicted model, not a curated record. NCBI's taxonomy places the organism in Eukaryota, Viridiplantae, Streptophyta, Magnoliopsida, Malvales, Malvaceae.
CAAGUAUAGCUACCCUGUGCCAAAGUUUUUCCUCGCUUCUUCUCCAAGUCCCACACAUACGUUUUUCUUCCAUCUACUACUUGUAGAAGAAUCUCAAUUCACAAAGCCAUGGGUUUCCGCUUGCCAAGAAUUGUUAAUCCUAAGCAGAGUCUAAAACGGACUCUUUCGUUUUCAGAAACCACAGUAGUGCCCAAAGGCCACUUUGCUGUUUAUGUUGGAGAAGUUGAAAAGAAGAGAUUUGUCGUCCCAAUUUCAUUUCUGAAGCAUCAUUCCUUCAAAAAUUUGUUGAGUGAAGCCGAAGAAGAGUAUGGAUUUAAUCAUCCCAUGGGAGCUCUGACGAUCCCCUGCAGCGAAGAAGCUUUCCUUGAUCUCAUUGGCAGUCUGCAAAGCUCAUGAGAGUUGAUUUUAAAAUGGCUAACCCGAGCAGAGAUUAACUCUCUGUAGCUUAGCUGACAAAAUAUAGCUAUUUUAUAUAGGAAGCAAGUGAAAAUGGUGGAUUGUUUUAAGCAGUCCCAUGCCCUUGUGAACUUCAAUUUUUUUUCGUAAUGAAUGUAUAAAUGAGAAAAAAAGUUUUACGAGACAUAUUCUUGUCAUCGA